Cercospora beticola is the source of this 6509-nucleotide messenger RNA. RefSeq names its product WD40 repeat domain-containing protein. Gene Ontology annotation, biological process: positive regulation of transcription by RNA polymerase II. Gene Ontology annotation, molecular function: transcription factor binding. The record is from RefSeq and is a predicted model, not a curated record. NCBI's taxonomy places the organism in Eukaryota, Fungi, Ascomycota, Dothideomycetes, Mycosphaerellales, Mycosphaerellaceae. Gene Ontology annotation, cellular component: nucleus.
CGUACGCCUGGACGAAUCGUAUACCACUGCUCGCCUUUCACUUCUUCAUAGGCCCUCUGCCCCAGCCUUUCACACUGCUCGUCUAGCCGCUUUCUCUCCAACCCUCCCUGCAUUCGGCGAUCCUCACGGCUCGUAGUAUUGGCCCUUUCACGCUGCAGCGCGGCCAUCUCAACCAUCUACGCGCCGAGCUCUCUGUUGGCUACACCUCAGAUUACGUCGGGCGUGCCUGUCUCCUACUUCCUCCCGCAUAGUCUGUACUCGCUCCAUCUGCUCGCACCUGCAGCCCGUGGUUCUGCGCCCUCUCACUACUCACCCAGAAGCGCGGUUACAUGCAGCGUGCGCGCUGCAACGCCAACCAGGGUCCCGAACGCGGCAGUGCGUGCUAAGCGCACGAGAGCUGCGAGAGAGCAUCGGUGGCCGCACAAGGGACACAGGUGUGACUUCACUUGAUUUAGCGCGCAUGUCUGGCAACGCAAAAUGUCCACUGGUCAACUGUCGCGGCAGAGGUCUCACUCGACCAGGUCUUCCACUUCCAAGCAUUCGGGCGCAGUGAGACAAACGCCUCCACCUUCGAGCCUCACGCCGGAGAAUAGAGAUACAGAGUUCGAGCCAUGUGCUGCAACAGCGUCGUUUCUGCUGUAUGCGCAGAGAAGCCAGAUCCUCGUCCUCCAUCAUGAUACCUUGACGAUCGAAAGGCGCUUCGCAUUACACCGAGAAGAUGUGCUAUGGAUUGCUGUCGACAACGUGAGCGACAGAGCCUCGGGUCGGCUCGCUGUGAGCUUCGAUGUGGGCAAGACUGCUAUAGUCUGGGACAUCCUAAGCGGAGGCGAAGUCGCACGAUUCUCUGCGUAUGAGCACAUGCGAGUCGCAAGCUUUAUGCGUAAUGGCAAUAUUGCUUUCGCAAACGAUCAAGGUAACAUCAUCCUGUUCGAACCCUCGACUUCCGAACAUGUCUCCGCGCGAACGAUAUUCGAUCCAAUUACAGCCAUCGCUCCGGCUGCUGACUGCCGAACAUUCGCUAUCGGAUAUCUCAAUGGCUCGAUACUCAUUGCAACAUUGCAGCCUUCUUUCACGAUACUGCACACGCUGAACACGACUCGAUCGCCCGCUCGAAUCACCGAUCUCGCCUGGCAUGGAUCUUCUUCUAAGCAAAAGACAGAUAUGCUAGCAACACAAACUGCAGAUGGUGAUCUGCGAGUAUGGAGCGUCCCGAAAGGGCAGCACGGAGAGGUUCCCAAUAUUAUUCGAGUGCUCCAGCGAGCAGAGGUGCCGCAACGAGGUCCUUGCUGGUUUGCGUGGUCAAAGAAUGGUCGCAUAGUGCAAUACGCAGAUGGUGAGACGCGAUCCUGGGAUGUGCGCACAAAGAAGGUGACUUACGAGAUCAUCCCGACUUGCGACGGGGUCACUGGUAUCACCAAUUAUGGACCUUCCGCAACAUUAUUUGCACUGGGCCGCAAUCAUUCUGUAUACCAAUAUGACAUCAACCCCAGCUCGACUCCGAUGCAGGUAGCCAAUGCACAGCAUGCACCUGCGAACACCCCUCCAACACCACCUACCAUGCUCGAAGAACGCAAGAAUCCUUACGCCGAGUCCUCGAGAUCUUUAAGCAUAGACCAGCAGAUCCCUCUCACGUUUACCGAUGGCGAGAGCAGCGCGGAUGAGAGUGCGGCAAUGUCACCUUUGCAGAAAAUCGCCAAAGAAAUGGACUCGCUCGAUGCUUUGGAAUCAGAGAUUCGCGACAAGGUCAUGCCUCUCAGUCCGCACUCUAGCAGAGCAUCUUCGGUGAGCUCUAAAAGCUCAGGGCGGAGGAGAGAGCGUAAAUAUCUUUACGAUCGACCUGAUUCCUCCAGAGCUUCGUCUGAUGCAGGCUACGAUGGCACUGAGUUUUCGUUCGGACCGCCGCCAAAAGCUGGCCACGAGAGCAUGUCUAUCCGGUCAGUGGCAUCAUCACUACCUUCUGCCUCAGGAGCGCGCCACACAAGACGGUCUUCAAAUCUGCGCAAGGAGAUUUUACGAAGUCCGGAAGAAUCCAAAGAGACCGCACUCGUGGACUUGUUCCCCACAAUUAAAGCUCGACUACGAGAAGUUGCGUUUCGGACGCCACACUACGGCAAUGCUGCGCGAACUCCAGAUCUACUGCUUUCCGAAAUGCUCAGUGUUGUGUUUGGAUGGAACGACGACGUACAGAGUCUCAUCCGAGACGAGAUGUCACGACAUCGGCCCGGUUCCGCUGCAGCCGUGUUACUUGCGAAAUGGCUGGGUGACAUGGGUGCCGACAGUAUGGCCUCGAUGAUUGGCUCUGAAUCCAUGACUUCUUCGGACUGGAUGUUGCUCGCAUUGAGCUCGAUUGGCGCAGACUCGCAAAAGAAGGUGGGCGAGGCGUUCGUCCAACGCCUGCUGGAGAAGGGAGAUAUCCACCCCGCUGUUGCAAUCCUGCUGGGCUUGGGUGAGCACAACGAUGCCAUUGAGGUCUAUGUUUCACAGCAAUAUUGGCUCGAAGCAGUACUCCUGACUUGCUUGACAUCGCCUUCCGACUGGCAACGGAUAUCCUACCUCAUUCGCAAGUGGGGUGAGGUAGCAGUUACUACUGGAUCGCCAGAGUUGGCUGUGCGCUGCUUCUCAUGCACAAGUGUAGAGACUUCCGAGCCGUGGUUCUCACCACGAGCUCAAGAUGCUGUCUACGCUGCCCAGCAAGAGCGCUUUAUGCAGCCGCUAAGUGCUGGCGGCAUGACUAGUCCACCACUCUCGCCACCUUCGCGAUCUGGAUCUGGACGACUUACUGCAAAGAACGCCUCGCUCAAGCUGAUUACAUCAUUCGGAGACUCGGGUGCGCCUGCAGCGGGCAAUGAUGGGACUGCCAAACCACUCCAUACUGCACUUGGCGUGACGCCAAUCGCGCAGUCUGCUCUGUCACCUGGAGGCAUGGCGCCUUGGAAAGCAACCAGGAAUAUGCGCGAACCAUCCACAGCAAGGACUGCAACGCCGGGCGGAUAUCAGGGCCGAAAACGACUUCCAUCACGGGACGAUAUCGCUCGAGCGAAACAAGAGGCCGCCGAAAUGGCAACUCCUUUGACUGCAGCACGAGACAAGAGCUCCAGAGCACCAAGCCUCGCACGUCGGGAUCCAUCUCAGGAGCCCGCGACUGCACUUCGACACGGACAUUACGACGCUACUAGACGAGCUCCGGAUGGAAGUGAAGACCACCUGCCCUCUCCCGCCCAGGGUGUUUUCACUCGGCUCCGAGCAGAAUCCCGUACAUCGAACCGCUCUCGUGAACGCAAACCUGGUGCUUUGCAAGUCGAGAUCGUGGACACCGCUUACACUGACGCUCUUUCGCCAGGACCCAGCACUGAUGCAAGCAGUCGCAGCCGACAGGGUGCUUUCAGCCCCGUUACUGACGGCAGCGUGAAGAGUGGGAGAGGCCGAGCAAUCGAUGCCUAUAUCAGCAGUGUUGAAGAGGCACGUCUCACCGCUCGCGAAGAGCGUGCAUCCUCUAGAGCGCAGAGCAAACACCGAAACCAAAGCCGGAAGCGCGGUGAGAGCCGUUCAGGCAAGUCACGCAGUCGCAUGCGAGAUCAAUCCGAAGGUCCACGCUACAUCAAACCUGCAAAGAGGUCGCCUUCAUCGCCAGUGCCAAUGUCACCUGAGGAGAUAGCUCAAGCCAAUGCGGGAGCACAAAGAGUUGAGCCGGAACCUGCAACCACAGAUGACGAGAACUUUUACAAGAUGAAUGUCACCUCGCCAACCGACUCGCAUCGCAGUGGACGCACGAACCGCAGAUCAGCUGAGAAGCCAGUGAACCGCGCAGAAAGUAAAGCUGCUCUGAUCGGUGGCCUGGCGCCUCUGCAACUCGGAGGCGACCGAGGUAGGAGCCAGAAUCGCGAGAUUGAGCCUCCACUCAGGUCGCCAUCGCUACCGACCUUGUCCUCGAGACGCUUUGGCGACACAGAGGAUGAGGCCAAGAGUGAGGCACAAGGCUUCCGCAUGCGUUCCCACAGCAUCAGCCGCCAACCAGCUGAAGACCUGCAGUCACGUAGACUGGCGAAUCGCGCUCACCCGGAGAGAUCCAGUAGCCGCAGGCCCAGCGUACAAGGUGAACAGAUUAUCGUCAACUCCUCUGACAUGUCUGGCACUAGCGCUCCAGGAGGCGUUCCUUUGAAUGCAUCUGAGUCCUCAGCAUCCGUGAGUGGACAGCCUCGUGCUCGAACAAUGACCAGGAAGCAAAUUGCCGCACAGGAGCUCGAGGCAAGACGACGUUCGCUGGCAAGGAGACCGUCCGCCCCGGCGAUCCCAUUGCCUGGAGACUUGCUGUCUGCUGGUCGGCCGCCAAUGCCACCUCGACAUCACACGGAUCUCGGUGGGAGUCCAACAUCGUUCAAUGCGCCAUUUUCAAGAAGCCACACUGUGGAUCCCGAUGCUAUGGCACGUUACAACAACCAGAGCAAGAUUACAGGAACGUCUACUCCGUCUGCUCCUAUUGGACUCCCGGCAACCCCUCGUGCAAUGAGGCACCCGCGCUAUAUGAGCAGCGAUCCCAGCGAACGGGAUGGCGAGCCUCCAGUGCCCAAGAUCCCUGGGCAGUACAGUGAACUGUCAUCUUUGGGCAGCAGUCUCAGUCAAGUCACCGGCUCGGCAUUGAGUCAGAUGUCUUCCUCCGAUCAACACCAGUCACAAAUAUCUUCUCAGCAGCCCUCGACACUUUCCGAAGUCAGUGACUCAGUGGGACCACUUCUACCAGCGACGGUAUUUGGUCAGAAAGGGCAAUCUGUGCCUUCACGCUCUGCUUCCGCUCCGCCAGAGAAGCAAGCAUUUGUGCACCCACUUUACAAGCCAGCGCUACCUUCAUCAAACCGACGUCUGUCAAAUACACAAAGCCAUAUUCGUAAAAUCUCUCCUCCGGAUGUGGGCAUCAGGAUGGACGAACAGCCUACUAGUAUCGAUGCUGCACUCUACGAGGAUGAUCAAGUCAUCAUAAUUCCUGAGUCGGACGCCCCCAUACCACCAAUGCUAGCGGAACUACAACAUCUUGCGGGUCCUCCCAUUCCUCCUCCACCGCCGACCAUGUACCACCAUCAGCAUCAACGCAGUGGCUCUGGAGUCAUCAACAUCGCCAUUGAUGGGCAAGGCAGUGACACUCAAGGGCAGUCUUUGCCAAUGCCAAUGGAACGCGCACAGACAGCUUCGCCUUCACAGCAUCGCAAGAACGCGCCAAGCGGCAGCUGGAUGCGUGGCUUCGGCGACCGAAUGCGAAGCAGCUCUAAGUCUCGCACCAAGUCACCUCCUAUGGGAGGCCCAGCACCCUACGAGACUGUUCUUCCACCGAUGCCAGGCUAUGCAGGCCACAUGAGGCGUGAGAGCUUUUCUCAGCGUGCACAAAGCCCUUACGAGCAGGCCAUGGCAGCCCAGAGUCAAGGACAAAUUCCGAUUCCACCACCGCCUCCUCCAGCACCGAUGCAUGGCCAGGACAGCAGUAAGCUGAACGAGACCACGAUCCCUCCCUUCGCAUUGCCCUCCCGCAGCCAGAGCUCGAGCGGAUAUCGCCAUCCGAAAGAGAUUCGAGCGAACAUGCCUCCUGAUACACUCCAGCAAGGCGUCUAUCAUGGCAAUGGCGGCAUGAUCUAAAGCCUGUUCUUCGCGCCGGAGAACUCUCUACGAAUACCAUCACUAUACAUACAUCACGACCUUAACGACUCUUCAUCUUUCAUCAUACCCAUAAAGGCACACAUCGGCACAGACUGGACCUGAAUCGACGACCACAUAAAACAUCAAGCAUUGUCUCGGCAUAUCCACCAGAGGACAUAAUCUAUCGACAUGCCCCAUCCGCAUUACCCACAAGCAUUGAAGAGAAAUUAUUUUGCACAAGCGACGGAGCAGUUUGUGACGCGAAUUCCAGCCGUCUGUUUUUGAUUAUUUGAUAUUCUGCAUCUUAGCCAGCGUAUUGCGUUCGUGACCUUUUCCACAUCUUUGCUCUUUCAGUACCAUCAUUACUACCAUCUUCAUUGUACAGCGCAAAGGAAGGAAGACAACAAUUUUUUACAUUUCUCUGCCAUCAUUAUUCGCGUUUUCUUGUUGUUUCCUGUGUUUGCGAUGCAUGUACUUUCAGCAAGCGAUCUGAUUCAAACGAGCGAAGCAACACUUUCUACUGGCGGAAAUCAAUAAGCAAGAGAAAGAAGGAAAUCUGGACAUGGACAUGAGAAGCCAAAAAUAGGGCUUGAGCGGCAGACCAGAUGGAAAGAAGAUAGAACCCCGAGGGGAUUCGCCUCACGGCACGAAAUGGGAACGGGAAGGCAGGCGUGGUGUUCUUACUAUCGCGGUCAAUGGCGAACAGGACUGGAUUGGAUAGGCGGUGGGUGGAGGGGCUAGUUUUCUUCAACGACAGGAACAAGAGGCGGACAACUGACACGUCACGAGCGUAGAUUGGACGGAAAUAUUAUUCGUGCCAGGGGAAGUGACGGGGUUUAUUGAGAUAGUCCAAUGAAUGAAUGCCUUGGAGAGUCGUAUCAUCACGC